UGUCAAAAAAUUUGCGGGAUUCGUCGGAAAGAGCGGACACAAACAAAAUAACCAAAACAACGCAACACUUUCGGACGAAUCAGCGAUUAAAUUUGAUAACUUUCUGUACCGAAUAUUUUGCAUUUUCUUCACAGCUAAGUGCCGACCUGCAGUGUGGUGUAAAUGCGGUAGAAGAUACGCAUCAAAAUGUCGCAAACCGUCGUGGAGCUGCACUGGUUCCCGAAGUAUUCGGAUCGAUUUUUGACCGCGGCAAGUUCCGAAAUCAAUUUGUACCAGGUGAAGAACGAUCUGAUUGAUAAUGUGGAAAAGUCGAACAUAAAUUUGGACAUUUCCAAAUCAACCACUGCCACGCUGAUAGCUUCCGAGUCGCGUUAUCAGUUUGUACGGACCGUAGCACCCUCGUACCAUGGUGGAGGCGAGAUCAACUUUGCAGCCGGACUGCCGAACGGAAAGGUCGCGUUAUGUAACUUUGUCGCCGAAAACAAUGUCGAAUUCACCCCAAGAAUAUCCCGAGCAUGCACGUGUAUCGCCUGGAGCGAGCUGGAACCGAACUUCCUGGCGAUGGGACACGACCGGAAUCGGUCCGACAACUGCAUCACAAUCUGGGACACGGAACGCGGUGUUCCGAAUCAAUCAUCAAUUGUAAGCAUGAUUGGAUUGUCGGAAACGGCACAUUCUGUGUGCUGGGACAAAACAUUCCCCCAGGUGCUGAUAGCAGGCAUGAGCCACAAGUACAUCAAAAUGAUGGAUUUGAGACAGAACCCAGUCAUCACGACGGUAGCAAACACACGGACGGUAAACGGAGUUUGCGUCGCACCGAACGGUCGCUACCUGGCAAGCUACGUCGAAAACAUAAUAAACCUUUGGGACUUACGUUCGUUAGAGAAGCCGAUCAGCCAGAUACAGAUGCAAAAGAGCAUCAGCCAACUGUCCUGGUGCCCAACGCGUUCCUCCGUGCUGUCGACGCUUCAGCGCGAUUCGCCGUUGAUAAAUUUGAUCGAUUUGCACUGGCCCGGCUCGGAGAUGGACGGUGGCGAACCGCACUCAGUGAAACGGUUCGUUUCUCCCUUCCAAACAACGGCCACCACGCUGAUGACGAGCCGUGUGCCCUCGAUGGCGUAUCUUUCCUGGCAUCCGUACGAUCUCGAGCGGAUGCUGGCACUGUCGAGCGUGGGCAACAUUUGCGAUUACCGCAUUCCGCAGCGAGUGGCCGUAUCGUGGGACAACAACAACAAUCUGUUCGGUAACAAUGGCAACGAUCUGCGCCAGUUCGCUACGCCGACCCGUUCCUCGACGCCAACCGAUUCGCUCAACCAGUGGAACAUUGACAGCAGCGAGGAAGACAUUGCCGAAACCAUGCAGCACCGGGCGCUGAAGAACUACGGCCUGAUGGCGGACCUGCAGCGCAAUGGUGAUUUGGUGGAAAAGAACGACGGACUGCAGGCGGUUUGGCGCAUGUUGGGCCACAUGGUGAAGGAAGACAACAAGCAGGGGCUGAAAGAGAUACUGGGCGUGAAUAAUGCGCUGGACGGACCGCCGAUGUCGCAGUCCGAACCGGUCAACACGAAAUGGGUCGAUUUCAGCAUGUGCAGCGGGUUGGUGGUGUACCGUAGCGAGCAGCGUGACAUGGCCCAGCUGCUUUGCGGCUGGACGUUCGAGCGUGAGAAAGAAGCCUCGUUCGGUGCGUUCCUGGACGAGCUGUGCGUCAAGCGCGAGUACACGCGGGCGGCCCUUCUGGCGUGCUUUCACUUUCGCGUGCGGUUAGCGAUCGACAUUUUAGGCCGCGGAGCGGAUCAAGCGUCCGAUCCGAGCUCGCUGCUGCGUGUGGCCGCGAUCGCACUGUCCGGCUUCUCCGCCGAGCGGUCCGAGCUGUGGCGCAAGCAGUGCGGAGCGGCACGCACGCAGAUCGACGAUCCGUAUUUGCGAUGCAUGUUUUCGUUUUUGGCGUACGAGAAGGACGGCUUCGAAACGGUCACGAAUGAGACGCAAAUUUCGCUGAGCGAUCGGAUGGCGUUCGCUUGCAACUUUCUGUCGGACGUGAAGCUGGCCGAAUACACCAAGGGCAUGGUGGCGAACUGCAUCGAAACGGGCGACCUGAACGGGCUGCUGCUCACGGGGGCCACAAACGACGGCAUUAGCUUGCUGCAGAGUCACCUAGAUCGGACGGAAGACGUUCAAACGGUCGCGCUAAUUGCGGCCCGCUUUCUCACCUCGGAGCUGCUCGCCAACUAUCGCGUGCAGUACUGGAUUGCGACGUAUCGGGACAUGCUGGACGUGUGGGGCUUGUGGGAGCAACGAUCCCAGCUGGACAUAACGCUGGGCAGCAUUCGGUCGCCACCGCGCAGCUCCCGGUCGGUGUUUUUGUUGUGCAAUUUUUGCGGCAAAAACGUCUCGAUGGCACUGCAGGAAGAUGCGCGUCUGCGCGGGAACGCAACCACCAUGCAUAAGCUGUCCUCCUGUCCACACUGCAGGAAACCGUUGCCCCGAUGCGCACUCUGCCUGCUGCACAUGGGCACGACGAUGGGGGCGAUAUCGCAAAGCCAAGCCAUCCACGGCCAGAUCGGGUGGCAGUCGAAGCCGUUCUCGAAGUGGUUCAGCUGGUGCCAAACCUGCCGCCACGGUGGUCACACCGAGCAUUUGACGGAGUGGUUCAACCAGAACACCGAGUGUCCGGUGACGUCAUGCAAUUGCAAGUGCUUCGCCAAAGAUCUGCCAAUGCCGCAGUUUCCGCGCGACAAGGACAGCGUCUCCUGACACCAGCUGUCCACGAUGUUUUAGAGACCGGUACCGUGAACGAUGUGUUGACGCCGUUUGGGGUCUUUUCUUUUUGUUGCAAUAUGGGACAAGUCGUGUGCGUGUCUGAAAGGAAAUGUUUAUCUUUUGGGGAAUAAGAGAUGCUGUUGAAUGUUAUUCAUCUGUAGGUCGGAACAAUGUCUUGCAAGAGGGACUUUAAAAUUGUUUUAGUUUUGCAUUGUGUUUUGUUUUUACAAUUUGAACGGGGGAAUGCUAAGCAGCGAUCGCUAAUAAAGUAACAUGAAUAAUCACGAAACAAGAUUAAAUGGUA
Messenger RNA from Anopheles arabiensis, 3064 nucleotides. It is a transcript of the gene mio, whose product is annotated as GATOR complex protein MIOS. Gene Ontology annotation, cellular component: cytoplasm. The transcript is spliced from 5 exons. Gene Ontology annotation, molecular function: protein binding. Lineage: Eukaryota; Metazoa; Arthropoda; Insecta; Diptera; Culicidae. The coding region runs from base 187 to 2754 and encodes 855 amino acids. The record is from RefSeq and is a predicted model, not a curated record. Gene Ontology annotation, biological process: positive regulation of TORC1 signaling; cellular response to amino acid starvation.